UGUUGUAAAUCUCCAGUGGAACUCGUUUUGGCAGUCUCAACAGAGUCGUGUCAUUUCCGACAGCCCGUGAAGGCAGCAGCAGCCCCUCCAGUUCCUCCUGCGUGAUCGCCGCGCACAGAAGCGCCGCGGCCGCAGACACACAGGCAGGCGGGCAGACAGGCGCACGUUCGCCGCUCGAACAGGAUGUAGCGGCGGAGACGCUCCGCGGAACGAAGAGGAGGGAAGCAGCUCGGACUGCGUGACGUGACGGGCAGACAUGACCGCCGCGGCGGGCGGCAGCAGCAGCCAGACGCGGGGAGUCCCGGUGCGGCACCGCAUCGCCGGCAGGUCUUGACGCCCGCUCCUGCACACUUUCAGGACCGCACAGCGUUACCGACAGACCGAUCGAUCAUGGCGAGCCAGGGCGACUGCUGCGUGAAGGUUGCGUUGAGGAUUCGUCCUCAAAUGGCCAACGAGAAGAUAGAGGGCUGUCAUGUGUGCACUCUGGUCACUCCUGGGGAGCCGCAGGUCCUCCUGGGGAAGGACAAGGCCUUCACCUACGACUUUGUGUUCGAUCUGGACUCGGAGCAGCAACUCAUCUACCAGGCUUGCGUGUACAAGCUGAUCGAGGGCUGCUUUGAGGGCUACAACGCCACGGUGUUUGCCUACGGUCAGACCGGUUCUGGUAAGACCUACACCAUGGGAACGGGUUUCGACGUAAACCUGAGCCUGCAGGAACAGGGCAUCAUCCCCCGGGCCGUCCACCAGCUCUUUGAAGGGAUCCAGAGCAGGAGGCUGCGAGCGCAGCAGGCCGGCGUCCAGGCCCCCGAGUUUAAAGUCAGCGCCCAGUUUCUGGAGUUGUACAAUGAGGAGAUCCUGGAUUUAUUCGAUGGAGCCAGAGAUCCAGAGAGUCGCAACAGGAAGUCCAACAUUCGGAUCCACGAGGACGCCAGCGGCAGCAUCUACACCACAGGAGUCACGUCCAGACUGGUUCACUCGGAGGAGGAGCUGCUGCAGUGCCUGAAGUUUGGCGCUCUGUCCCGCACCACCGCCAGCACGCAGAUGAAUGCCCAGAGCUCGCGCUCCCACGCCAUCUUCACCAUCCACCUCUGUCAAAUGAGAGUCUGUCAGCAGCUGCAAACGAAUGGAGGAGGAGAGGCCACGGAGCUGGACGGGGUAAACAGCCUGGACUCGAACCCCAUCGCCCAGCCGGAGUACGAGACCCUGAUGGCCAAGUUUCACUUUGUGGAUCUGGCUGGUUCAGAGAGGCUGAAGCGCACAGGGGCCACGGGGGAGAGGGCCCGGGAGGGAAUCUCCAUCAACUGUGGACUGCUUGCACUGGGAAAUGUGAUCAGCGCUUUGGGGGAUCAGUCUAAGAAAGGAGGGCACGUCCCGUACAGAGACUCCAAACUCACCCGACUGUUACAAGACUCCCUGGGAGGAAACAGCCACACAGUGAUGAUCGCCUGCGUCAGCCCGUCAGACCGGGACUUCAUGGAGACACUAAACACGCUAAAGUACGCCAACCGCGCCCGAAACAUCAAGAACAAGGUGGUGGUGAACCAAGACAAGACCAGCCAGCAGAUCAGCGCGCUGAGAGCGGAGAUAGCCCGACUGCAGAUGGAGCUGAUGGAGUACAAGGCGGGGAAGCGCGUGGCGUGCGAGGAUGGCUCUGAAGGCUACAGCGACCUGUACCAGGAGAACGCCAUGCUGCAGAGGGACAAUGACACGCUGCGCCUCCGAGUGAAGGCCAUGCAGGAGACCAUCGAUAACCUCAACAGCCGGGUGACCCACCUCCUGGCCAAUGAGGUCAGCUCUCUGCUCGCCAAGUCAAGUCAAGGCAACGAGGAGAUCGGGACUCUGAUACAGAACUACAUCCGAGAAGUUGAAGAACUCCGGACCAAACUUCUGGAGAGUGAGGCCAUGAACGAGUCGCUAAGACGGCAGAUGACCCGCCUCUCCUCCAGAUCCCUGUUUCCAGACUCCUCCCUAAGCCCCGCCCCCGGCCACCCCCCCGGCUCCUCACCUGUUCCCAUGUCCAUGGAGGCGGAGAUGACGGACGUGCUGCGCCGCGCCAAGCUGGACAUCGAGAGGCUGAAGAAAAAGGAGAGGAGGCAGAGGAGGAUGAGUCCAGAGUUGGAGAAAGGCCUGAAGAAGCGAGUGAAGCUGCACACUCAGGAGAACGGAGAGAGCCGGCAGAGCGGCGAGAACGGACAGAACGGCGAGAUCGACUCAGAUGAUAAUUACACAGAGGACGUCAUGUCUCCGCUGCAGGAGGAGAGCGGAUGUGAAGAAGAUGAGGACGAAGAGGAGGGCCGAGAGGAAGAGGAUGAUUUCGACAGCGACGAGAGUCUGGUGGAUUCUGAUUCCGACUCGGAUGAGAAAGCGAACUUCCAGGCAGACCUGGCAGACCUGACCUGCGAGAUCGAGAUCAAGCAGAAGCUGAUCGACGAGCUGGAGAACAGCCAGCGGCGGCUGCUGAUGCUGAAGCUGCAGUACGAGGAGAAGCUCAUCCUGCUGCAAAACAAGAUCAGAGACACGCAGAUGGAGAGGGACCGCGUGCUGCAGAACCUCAUGUCCAUGGAAAACUACACGGAGGAAAAGGCCAACAAGAUCAAGCAAGAGUACGAGAAGCGACUGAAGGAAAUGAACCGCGACCUGCUGAAGCUGCAGGCUGCUCAGAAGGAGCACGCGCGUCUCCUGAAAAACCAGGGGAGGUACGAGCUCGAGCUGAAGAAACUCCAGUGUGAAGUCAACGAGAUGAAGAAAGCCAAGGUGGUGCUGAUGAAGCAGAUGAAGGAGGAGCAGCAGAGGAGGAGGAUGGUGGAGGCCAAGAGAAACCGGGAGAUUGCACAGCUCAAGAAGGAGCAGCGACGGCAAGAGUACCAGAUCCGAGCGCUGGAGUCCCAGAAGCGGCAGCAGGAGUUGGUGCUGCGGAGGAAAACUCAGGAGGUGACCGCCCUGCGCCGCUUGACCAAACCCAUGUCGGACCGCGUGGCGGGCCGCGUGGCCCGCUGGAACCCGAGUCCCUCAGUCACAGACUCCGGAGCCGACCUGUCAGCCAGUACCACAGCCAGCAGCUCGGAGCCCGAGAGCGGGAGGACCGUCAGCGGUUUGGUGCGGCAGUGGAACAACAAGAACAACGCCUACGGAUAUCUGGGAGAGAGUGAAGGCAGCAUGGACGGGACACGAGUCAACGGGAGCAGAAAGAAGCUGCAGCUUAAGCCAGCAGGACUGGGCAGCACCGCGGCUGCAAGCAGACCCAGUUUCUCCAAGUCUGCUCGUCAGAAGUGGCAAACCCUGGAGCGCCGAAUCAUGGACAUCGUCAUGCAGAGAAUGACCAUCUCUAAUGUUGAAGCGGACAUGGAUCGCCUCAUCAAGAAGCGAGAGGAGCUGACAGUCCAGCAGGAAGCUCUCUCACACAAAAGGGAAGUGCUGAUGGCAGACGGGGAGGGGCCAGAGGCCGAGGACCGCCUCCUCCUGGAAGUCAGCGAGGAGCUGGAGGUUCUGAACGCCAACAUCGACUACAUCAACGACAGCCUGUCUGACUGCCAGGCCACGAUUGUGCAGAUAGAAGAGACCAAGGAUGAGCUGGACUCGGUGGAUACUUCAGUGGUCAUCAGCUCCUGCUCUCUGGCUGAAGCACGCCACCUUCUGGACCACUUCUUAAAGGCUUCCAUUGACAAAAGUUUACAAGUGGCUCAGAAGGAGGCUCAGAUCCGACUGCUGGAGGGUCAGCUGAGGCAGACGGAUGUGAUUGGCUCGUCUCACAAUCACAUGAUCCUGGACGCUCUCCGUGAAAAGGCUGAAUACAUCCCUGAACUCCAGGCUCUCAUCCACAACGUCCAACAAGAAAAUGGUUAUGCCAGCACCGAUGAGGAGCCCUCUGAGUUCAGCCAAGCCUCUGACAGCAGUGUGUCUCAAAUAAAGGAAUCCAACAGCCAAGAUGAUUUCAAGAUGAAGAUGGAGCCGCGUCUGUCAGCCCAGAUGAAGGCGGUGUCAGCAGAGUACCUGGGUCCCAUCCUGGACCCUUCAACGGGCAGCAAAGCGCAGCACAUCACCAAGUCUCUGGCUUCACUGACAGACAUCCAGGAGGACGGCUUGAGUCUCAUCCCAGGGAGCCCAGGGCUAAACCUGUCUCUGCGAGACUCCUAUCACAGGGACAGGGCGUCCCGCACCAUCAGCCUCCCUGUCAGGGGACAUACCUUUCCCAGGCAGUCUCGGGGUUAUGAAACUUCUCCUAUUACAAGAAGGAAGUCUUACGAUCGUGCAUACAGGCCCACAGAUGGCUACACUCCUCCCUCCUCACCUCCUCUCAGGAGCAGGAACGACAGGAACGUCUUCUCCCGGCUCACCAGCAACCAAGCUCAAGGCUCGGCUCUGGACAAGUCGGAUGACAGCGACUCCUCGCUCUCCGAGGUGCUCAGGGGUGUGAUCAACCCCAUUGGGGGUGUGAAAGGGGGUCGAACAGCCCCCCUGCAGUGUGUGUCUGUAGCCGAGGGCCACUCAAAGCCGGUUCUGUGUGUGGACGCUACAGAUGAGCUGCUGUUUACUGGAUCAAAAGAUCGUACUUGUAAGAUGUGGAAUCUGGUAACGGGUCAGGAGAUCGCCACUCUCAAAGGACACCCAAACAAUGUGGUUUCGGUCAAAUAUUGCCCGUCCUCUGGUCUGGUUUUCUCCGUCUCCACCUCCUACAUCAAAGUGUGGGACGUGCGUGACUCUGCCAAGUGUGUUCGCACGCUCACGUCUUCGGGUCAGGUGAUUUCCGGGGACGCGUGUGCUGGCACGACCACCCGCACCAUAACCUUUGCUCAGGGUGAAUGUCAGAUCAACCAGAUAGUUCUCAACCCGUCGGGGUCUCUGCUCUACGCUGCUGCCGGGAACAUCGUGCGCAUGUGGGACCUGAACAGGAUGCAAGCGACAGGGAAGCUGACGGGACACAUCGGCUCCGUCAUGUGUUUGACAGUAGGACAUUCUCUGCUGGGCAAAGAUCAAGUCAUCACUGGCUCCAAAGACCAUUACGUCAAGGUGUUCGAUGUAGCAGAGGGAACUCUGGGUAAUGUAGGUCCAGCCCAUAACUUUGAGCCUCCGCACUACGACGGCAUCGAGUGUUUGGCGGUUCAGGGAGACGUGCUGUUCAGCGGCUCCAGAGACAACGGCAUCAAGAAAUGGGAGCUGGAGCAGCAGGAACUCACACAGCAAAUCCCAAACGCCCACAAGGACUGGGUGUGCGCGCUGGCGUACGUGCCCGGACGGCCCAUGCUGCUGAGCGCCUGCCGCGGCGGCAUGCUGAAAGUCUGGAACGUGGACAACUUCACACCUAUCGGAGAGGUCAGAGGUCACGACAGCCCCAUCAAUGCCAUAUGCACCAACUCCAGACAGAUCUUCACCGCUUCCAGUGACUGCAGGGUGAAGCUUUGGAGCUAUGUGCCAGGCUUGACCCCAUGUCUUCCUCGCCGGGUCUUGGCCAUCAAGGGCCGAGCCACCAGCCUCCCAUGAUUGCCUAUUCUCUGCUCACCGCCCCCUCCUCUCCUCUGCGACAAGACGGUGAAGAUCUGGCUGUCAAAGGUGUGGAGGAAGAGGUGAGACACAAAGUGACUGUGGAUCAGCCAUCUCGCUGCAGCGUCCUCCUCAGAUCCGUGACCCGCUCACUUUAAGCAACGACGUGUCACUCUGAAGUUUUCCACAGCAAUGGGGGCUUUGAAUAUACAUACUCAUCUGUGACUUUCUUGAAGAAAAACAAAACUUUCAGACUUUUUGUACUGCCAGUUUUUGAAAGUGCCAUUGAGGUGUGGUGCUACUCAGAACUGCAUCAGUGUGUCGGUGCGUCCUCCAGGCCAAACUCCCUCACAUGAAACCCCCCCACAGCCUGGUAUUAAAUAAAAGUGUCCUUCUGUUCUUUCACUGAGGUUUAGGACAGUGAGAGAUGAAUCUGUUGGACUUCCUGUUUUACAAGCCUUGUGGCUGUUCUGCAGCUGCACUGUCAUGUUGUGUUUUAAAGUCCAUCACUCAUGGAGCUUUUGUUAUUAUGCCGUUUUUUUUGUUAAUUUAUUGUUUUCUCUACCUCACUUAGUUUGACUGAGAGGUUGGAGGGCACAUUUUUACGGGUCUCUCGGUGCUUUAUGCUUUGACGUUGCUAUUUAAUGCCAGGCUCUUCAUCCCGGUUUUGAUGACUGAUCGCCAUCUUGACGCUAACCCUACAAACAUCCUUCUAUGCUCACAGUAUCAAGUCACCUGCUCUCUAAACUACGCGACACUAACGGCACGCGCUGUAAGGAGGAGGUUAGCGUUGUGGCUAAAGUGCCACUUCGUUAUCGCCUCACCCCGCAGCUCACGGCUCACUUCUGACAUUCAUACUUCAGGGAAAUGUAAGAAGAGCCUCAGCAGCGUUCACUUUUACUCUGAUACGUGGGGUUAGAGGUCAGACUGAGGUUCUGCACCUCUUUAAAAAAUUGUUUUGGUUAGCGAGCUGCUUCAUAGUCGGAUCACUCGGGUGAAAGUAGGUCAUCACAGAGAAGACUUCUUUUCUUCAUUAAAAAUUCCAAUUUUCUUCCACCCACAUCUACAGGCAGCAAUAAAAACUUCCAGUCCCCGCGUACGGAUGUGCAAAUCUGUUUAUCCGUGUGUGUAACGUGUGCACAUGCCACAAACACACGAUUGGAUGUUUCGCUUAUCCAUCUGGCCUGAUAGGUCUUGGCAUGCCUAACUGUGUUGAUUUUCUGUUUCUUAAAUAAAACAAAUUCACACACACACCUACAGGCUACAGCAAGUCCUAAAAGUCACUUCAAUUAUCCUUUUGUGGUCUGACUCAUGAAGGCUCUGAAACGGCUUCACUUCAUGAACACUGGCUUUUCUUUUCUUUUUUUAAUCUAAUGCUCUGAAACGAAGAGCUGUAUUUUUAAGCUCCUCGUUGUUGCGCUUGAUUAAAACCCCGAUGUUCACACUUCAUUUAUUCAUCACUUCUUCUGGUGGAAAGUAAAAGAAAAGGAAUCCUUUCGCUAAUUUCGUGCACUUUUUUCCUCAUAAAAGACCCAGAGAUGAUCAGUAUGUAGUUGAAUCAAGUGGAUCAUAAAACAGCAUUUAAAAAAAAAAAAUUCAAAAGCUUUCUUUAAACUAUGCUCUGAUAAAUUCAUGCUGCUGUUAACAUGCGUGAAGCAAUUUGGGUGUUUAGUGUUGUGCUGGGAGGUCAAAGGUUACUGAAUAUGUGAAUAUAGGGUUAAUCUGAUGACACUUUUUGUAGUAAUGUAUUUUUUAAAUGAGAAACUCAGGUAAUGGAUGAAGGAUGAUUUUUUUUUGGUCACAUUCAGUCAGAACUUGUGAAUUUAGCUUUCUGAAUUAACCAAAUUAAAGGCCUUGCUUAAGUGUAA
Messenger RNA from Oryzias melastigma (Indian medaka), 7346 nucleotides. RefSeq names its product kinesin family member 21B (gene kif21b). The transcript has 35 exons. NCBI's taxonomy places the organism in Eukaryota, Metazoa, Chordata, Actinopteri, Beloniformes, Adrianichthyidae. Gene Ontology annotation, molecular function: microtubule binding; ATP binding; microtubule motor activity. Gene Ontology annotation, biological process: microtubule-based movement; mitotic spindle organization. Bases 391 to 5478 code for a protein of 1695 amino acids. The record is from RefSeq and is a predicted model, not a curated record.